Messenger RNA from Dromiciops gliroides (monito del monte), 4386 nucleotides. Its product is annotated as meiosis-specific coiled-coil domain-containing protein MEIOC-like. The record is from RefSeq and is a predicted model, not a curated record. The coding region runs from base 61 to 2874 and encodes 937 amino acids. The transcript has 8 exons. Gene Ontology annotation, cellular component: cytoplasm; nucleus. NCBI's taxonomy places the organism in Eukaryota, Metazoa, Chordata, Mammalia, Microbiotheria, Microbiotheriidae. Gene Ontology annotation, biological process: mRNA stabilization; meiotic cell cycle; female meiosis I.
AGCCGGCUGCUGGGGAGCCUGGACUGGAACCGCGGGCGGAAGGUCGGAACAGGGAGCGAGAUGGUGGCCAAUAGCGCGGAGCCCGUGGCCUCGCGUGCCGCCGCCGCUGCUGCUGUCGUCGCUGUGGCGGGAGCCUGCUACCCCGAGGUUAAGCCAGAGCUCACAACCCUAAAUUCCUAUUCAUGGGGCAAUGACCCAAGCUUGUGGAAAGAAACCGUGCACAGUGAGGAGGACAUGGUCCAAACAGGGGACAGUUUCAAUCUUUACAGAUCUCAGGUAAACUAUAAGAAACAAGGAAUGGACACCCAGUUAUUCAGUCCUUUGCUGGCUGAGAUUACUGAUACACCACCUCUGGAAUCUUCUAGUUUAUAUAGUAACUGGUCAGUUUAUGGAGAUGACAUUAACCCACCCACCGCCUUUCAAGACUAUACCAAUAAAAGAGCACAAAUCAAUUUAUCUUACCCUGGAAAUGGCCCUGAAACAUUUGGAUUGGUUUCCAGCAUUUUGGAGGAGCCAAAUAACCCAGAGCCUGUUACAGACUGGAAUUCUUUGUCCAGACUUCUUCCUCCCAUGUGGACACCUAAUUUUGGUAGUGAUGGUGAUUGUUCAGGAUAUUCUCUCAAGAAUUCUGUUGAAGAUUUUUCAAACUUCAUUGAAACACAGAAUUUCGGUCAAGGACACUUUCAGACAUCACCUGAUAUAGAGAACUUACAAAGUACAUUUGAUGACCUUACAUUGGUAGAGUCUUGGCUUUCUCCUUCAGACCAUUCUGAUCAGCUACCUGAUAAUAUUUUCAAAAGUACUCACCCGGAUAAUUCGACUUUUAAAACCAAUGCUCUUAUUCAACCAGGAGGAUUCACUUUGCAGAAUGAAGAAUUCAAUCAAAGGGAGACUAAUUAUGAGAACAUGAAAUUAAAUAAUGAUUAUGAAAAGAACUGUUCUCAUCUUAACUCUUAUUUUCAAAGUAGCCAUGAAGAUAGUGCUAGUAUUCAGAAGGAAUCUUGGAAACCUGAACAAGCAAACGAGAACAUAAUGAAAAUUAAUAUCCAGGAAGAAAUGAAGUGCUCCAAUGAUUUGGGCAGUGCAGCUGCUGAUCCAUAUAUAUAUCAUGAAAGCCAUUUGCUUCCUAAAAUAAAUGAAGGUAUGAUACCUUCUCAGCAAAUACAAUUGUCUAUUCCACCUCCCCUAUGCUUUGUCAACCAACCAUUGCCUGAAGAAAAUUUGUCAGCAAUAAUCGACAGGAAGUCCCAGGAAACCAGCUCACCAAAUGAUCCCAGUAACUUCAACAUUAUGGGCAACUUUGAAGAUAAUGGACGCCAAUUUCCCAUAAAUUCGGAAGGAAUUCCCUCGAAACCCCUUGACUACAAUUUGUCUCUAAAUGCUGCUUUACCAAAUGGAAACUGUCAGUCAUUCUUCAGGGAGCAUACUUGGGUGCAUGGUAAUGUGUUCAGUCCAGUUCCUGUGAAUUCUGCAUUUGUGAAGCCAAUGGGCUGUCAGCCCUCUUCUGGAGUUCCAGUCUUUUCUGGCGGCACUCCCAUGCAUCAGUCUGUGAUUUCUCCUUCAUGUUACCUGCAGACACCACCAGAACCCUUUUUCAGGAAGGAAGGGAGGUUACACAUACCAAAUGGCAUUCAUAAUGGCCUGGGAUUUCCCAAUUCUGGCACUAAAAAUCAGAAACCAAAUACACAAAUGGGAUGUUUUCCCCACGACCCAUCGGCCACUAAGGAUCAUCGUUAUUGCAAAGUUCCUGCCCAUUUGUCAUCCAGCUGCCUGUUGCAGCAGAAUGCUGCUAGUGAACACUCUGAUAGAUAUAGAGGCCGAAAAAAACAGAAUCUAGAUGACAGAAAAGCGAGGAGAAAUUUGAUUCCCCAGCCUAGUCACACCGGUCAGAACCAUCAGCAGUUUACUAUUUUCCAAAAGAAACAAGAAAAGAGUGGUGUUAACAUGUCAGAUUUCAUCAAUCCAUCCUUCCUUCCUGUUUUGCCUUUAGUGUCAGAGCUUAAACAAAAUCCUAAUUUUACCCCAUUUAACCCUUCUCCCUUUAUGUCAACAGCUAACUUAACUUUCCCACCAUCAACAUUUCCCUUUUCAGAGCUUGUUGACAUUUUCCACUAUGGUGACUUUAACAAUUUGAAUCCCUUUGUUAGUGAUUUCUUUUGUAGGGAAGUAACUCCACCAUAUUUUGCCUUUCCACAACCUUUUAACAAAUACCGGCCUCCAAGAAAUCGUAGGGGACCUGCUUAUGAACUUCAUACCCAACUGGAGGAGUGCUAUGAGCAGUGGAGAGCUCUAGAAAAAGAACGGAAAAAGACUGAGGCAGAUCUUGCAAGAAGCUUUCCAGGAAAGAGGGUCUCUAGUUCAAAUAACACUCCUGUGUCCCGACUCCCUGCCAAUCCUUCCCGAGUUGAUCGAUUAAUUGUGGAUCAGUUAAAGGAACAAGCCAGAGUUUUGACCUUACUAAGAAAGAUGGAAAAGCUUCGUGGUAGCCCUGUCCAUGAAAAUAUAUCCUUUACUCUGGAACAUCAUUUAGAAACCAUUCAUGCUACGCAAGCCAAGCGUAAAGAUGAACUUACUAAUGCUGCUAAUUUACCCCAACAAGGAAUUCGUUAUAACAAUGAAAAAGAUGUCUUGGCUCUGGCAUUGGUCAUUAAAGAGCUUGCCCUAGCAACACGGAAGACACGGACUGCUUUAUGGUGUGCAUUGCAGAUGACUCUGCCCAAAACUUGCUUCAGGUCGCCUGUGAAACUGGAAGAGAUUGAAAGGGUGUUACAAGAACUGUGUCCCCAAAAUGCCGGUGCCCAGGAGAAAAUCAUUAUGAAACAUGAAGAUCAUGGAAUAGAAAAGGGAAGUGGAGAGCACAAAGUAGAUUCUUGAGUCAUUGCUUAAAAAUCCUCGGGGCAAAAGCACUUUUCCAAUUAUAAGAAUUUCCAGGUUCUCAAAAAAAAUGUUUUUUUUAAAUAACCGAUGGUUGCAAAUUGGUUAUUGUGAUGUCAGAAUGCAUGUUUCUAAAGAGGGAGGUGGCAUUUCUUAUAAUAUUGCAAUGUAUUCUCUGUGAAAUAUCGGAUCACUUAGGAAGAUGGAGGUAGCUGAAUGUUUCUUUGCUUCUUUCCAAUCUGAAAUUAACUGGAGAAAGGAUAACUAACCUUUGUGACUGAUAAAUGAUGGCAAAGCACCUGGAGAGUCAGUUUUCCCCAGGAAGUCUGCAAAGCAUACAUUGAAGUUUGUAAAAGGUUCUAAAAAUCAUUUGGGUGCCAGAGUAAUUUGGGUUUUUAAAGACAUUUUUGUCUAACUGUACCAGAGCAGGAAAUGGAAAAUCUUUCACAUUUUUUCCAAAUUGGUUAAUUAUUUAAGCUAUAGUGACUUAAUUUGAGAAAACAUUUCAUGUGAUCAUGUGGUCAAUUCAGGAUUUUUAGCUGGUAUAAUGAUCAUAGCUGAAUUCCUAUUUUACUAGUCCCUAAGGAAACAAAGGGACUGAGAGGUUUUUGUAACUUAAGUAGCUUGUUAAAGUUACCAUUAACAGGUGAAUUAAAGUACACUCAGGAUUUGAAAUCACAUUUACUAAUUCUGUAUGAUGGAUUUUAAAGUAAUCGUUUAACUUAGUAUGCACUUAAUCAGAAGUAUGGCUAUAUGUAUUAGUUUUUGGUACUAUAAUUUCAUAAACAUUCCAUAUUUAUUUAAUGUUUAUUUAAUAUUUUAUUUUAAUAAUAUGACAGUGGUUUGUCCUCCCCCUUUUUUGGUUAAAUUUUCCUAAUCAGAUUUAAUGAUUUACUCAGGAAAUGAAUUGUUAUAUGCCUCUAUAUAAUGUUGCUACACACACACACACACACACACACACACACACACACACACACACAGGGGUAUGUGUGUGUGUGUAUAUGUGUGGUGUCCACAAAGUCUUAGUGUAGUUUAGAACCUUAGUACGCUUACAACUGCAUUAAGACUUUAAGGACACCUGCAUAUGUAUAAACACAUAUGUAAAGUAAAUGGGUUUUUGGGUGGGAAGAGAUGGUUGCAAAAUAUUUACACAAAGCUAACUCUAUACUAGGUUACCAAAGUUGUUUAACUGAAUUGUUUUAGCAUGAAAAGUUAUAUACUCUUAACUAAUUCCCAUACUGUGGCUUAGACAAUCAAAUUGUUAUGUGUUAAUUUGAAUAUGCACGAUGAAAAAUUAGAAAGAAGUCUUGUCUACUUAGACUCUUUAGGACUAUUUUAAUACUUUAAUAAUCAUGUCUUAACGUUUUGUUUUCAAAAUGCAUUAAUAACCAAGUCAUCUUCAUAGUGAUUAGAACAUUGGGGAGAUUUGAUGGUAGACCCUGCAGUUCUUUUUUUUUUUUUUUUGUAGGGCAAUGAGGGUUAAGUGACUUGCCCAGGUUCACACAACUAGUA